UUAGGUUUGUUAGUCCGGUGCAGUUUAAAAAGUCAGCUGACAGAAGACACAUUUCUUUCCGCUUUCGUUUUGCGGCUUUCUUUUGUUCAUAAAAAAAGUGUUUUAAGUGAGAAAAAAGUAACAAUGAGUAGUUCAAGUGUUCAAAUUUGUAACCACAGUGAAUAUCAAACACCUCUAUCCACUCGUUAUGCAUCAAAGGAUAUGCGCUAUAAUUUUAGCGAUGAUAACAAAUUUAGCACGUGGCGAAAACUCUGGAUCUAUCUCGCUAAAGCCGAGAUGGAGUUGGGAUUGAGCGUAACGCAAGAUCAAAUUGAAGAAAUGGAGGCCCACGUUAAUGACAUCGAUUAUGAGGCAGCGGCGAAGGAGGAAAGUUUAACGAGACACGAUGUCAUGGCUCAUGUUCACGUUUUUGGAAAAUUAUGUCCAAAGGCAUCGCCUAUAAUUCAUCUCGGUGCCACAAGUUGCUAUGUUGGAGAUAACACCGAUUUGAUUGUUAUGCGAAAUGGAUUCGAUAUUUUGUUGCCGAAAGUUGCGGCUGUACUAUCUCGGCUCUCGAAAUUUGCAAUGGAAUAUCGUUCCUUGCCAACAUUGGGCUUCACUCAUCUUCAACCGGCCCAAUUGACGACAGUUGGCAAAAGGGCAACUUUAUGGAUGCACGAUUUAUUGAUGGACGAAAGAGCGAUUCGCCGUGCCAGGAAUGAUCUCAGAUUUCGGGGCGUUAAAGGCACAACAGGAACUCAAGCAUCGUUUCUUCAAUUAUUUAAUGGCGAUGGUGAAAAAGUAAAGCAGUUGGACUCAUUAGUAACAAAAAUGGCUGGAUUUGAUAAAUACUAUUCCGUAACUGGUCAGACUUAUUCUAGAAAAGUCGACGUUGAAUGUCUUAGUGCUCUGAGUUCUCUUGGUGCUACUGUUCAUAAGAUUUGCAGUGAUAUUCGAAUUCUCGCGAGUAGAAAGGAAAUUGAAGAACCUUUUGAGAAAACGCAGAUAGGAUCGAGCGCAAUGGCCUAUAAGAGAAAUCCAAUGCGCUCUGAGAGAUGUUGCAGCAUUGCACGUCACUUAAUGGUAUUAACAAACAAUGCACUUCAAACGGCUGCGACUCAAUGGAUGGAAAGGACUCUCGACGACUCUGCAAAUCGACGCAUUACUCUUGGAGAAGCUUUCCUAGCUGCCGAUUCUAUUUUGAUGACUUUGCAAAAUAUCUCCGAGGGCUUGGUUGUUUAUCCCAAAGUCAUUGCCAGAUUUGUCUCUCAAGAAUUGCCUUUCAUGUCUACGGAGAACGUUAUCAUGGCUAUGGUCAAAGCUGGAGGCGAUAGACAGGUUUGUCAUGAGAAGAUUCGAGUUUUAUCUCACGAGGCCGGAGCUCAAGUCAAGCAACACGGAUUGGAUAAUGAUCUUGUUGAGAGAAUAAGGAAAGAUCCGUAUUUUCAGCCAAUAAUAGAACAACUCGACAAUCUAUUGGAUCCUUCGACAUUUGUGGGAAGAGCUCCAGAGCAGGUUUUAGAAUUUCUAGAAGACGAGGUGCAACCCGUUCUGAAUUUGUACAAAGAUUUGGAUUUAAAGACAGUCAAGCUAAGUAUUUAGUAGAUCUGUCAAUUUUUGAAUGGAAAAACGAAGGGAAUCAAUAAGUAAUUCUGCAACAAUUGUGAAUAAUAGUUAUGCUCUUUUUUUAUUAAACAACGUAUAAAUUGUCUUUAUAUUCGUUAGAUAAUACACAUAUUUUUUCAUCAAGAAAAGGAAAUUUCACGAUUUUAUUACUAAAUAUCGAUGAAUUAAGUACAAAAUAAACUUUUAAAAAACUUAA
This is a messenger RNA of Leptopilina heterotoma, 1801 nucleotides long. It is a transcript of the gene Adsl, whose product is annotated as adenylosuccinate lyase. Gene Ontology annotation, biological process: 'de novo' AMP biosynthetic process. The record is from RefSeq and is a predicted model, not a curated record. The transcript has 6 exons. Gene Ontology annotation, molecular function: (S)-2-(5-amino-1-(5-phospho-D-ribosyl)imidazole-4-carboxamido) succinate lyase (fumarate-forming) activity; N6-(1,2-dicarboxyethyl)AMP AMP-lyase (fumarate-forming) activity. NCBI's taxonomy places the organism in Eukaryota, Metazoa, Arthropoda, Insecta, Hymenoptera, Figitidae. Gene Ontology annotation, cellular component: cytosol. The coding region runs from base 124 to 1581 and encodes 485 amino acids.